Messenger RNA from Ascoidea rubescens DSM 1968, 1416 nucleotides. RefSeq names its product glycosyltransferase family 15 protein. Gene Ontology annotation, cellular component: Golgi apparatus; membrane. The record is from RefSeq and is a predicted model, not a curated record. Gene Ontology annotation, molecular function: alpha-1,2-mannosyltransferase activity. Lineage: Eukaryota; Fungi; Ascomycota; Saccharomycetes; Ascoideales; Ascoideaceae. Gene Ontology annotation, biological process: protein N-linked glycosylation; cell wall mannoprotein biosynthetic process. The transcript has 2 exons. The annotation marks the transcript as partial.
AAGGAGAACAAACCAAUUCCUCCUAAGGUUCCCAUAUCCCAGAGAUACCUCUUCACCAAGUUCGACCAGCCCUUUUAUGUUGGUUGCAUGGACACUGAUUUGAUCAGCCAAAGAUACCCCCAGAGAGCAAAUGCUGCGUUGGUUGUGUUGGCAAGAAAUAAAGAAGUGGGUGAUGUUAUCAAAUCCAUGGAUUCCCUAGAAAGACAUUUCAACCAAUGGUUCAACUAUCCCUGGGUCUUCUUAAAUGACAAGCCCUUUACUGAUGAUUUCAAGAAGACAGUUCUGUUACACACCUCCUCACAAGUCGAGUUUGGUUUGGUCUCCGAAAGCUUGUGGGAGUUUCCAAUUAAAAAGAGCAACCAAGAAGAUAAAGAAACAAAAAAUGUAUAUGAGUUUGACGAAUCAAUAUACAAAGAAAGUAUCAACAGUCAAGGCGAUAGAGGUAUAAUGUAUGGCUUAAUGCCAUCAUACCACAAAAUGUGUAGAUUUUAUUCAGGAAAGUUUUACAAGCAUCCUCUAUUGAAAAAAUAUAAAUGGUACUGGAGAGUUGAGCCUAAUGUUCAAUUUUUUUGUGAUUUAACCUACGAUCCUUUUAUUGAAAUGGAGAAAAAUAACAAAAAAUAUGGAUUCACCGUAUUAAUCAAAGAAUUAACUUCAACCAUUCCAAACUUGUUUAGAAUAACUCAAGCAUUUAUCAAGAAAAAUAACAUUCAAACCCAAUCUGCUUGGAGCUUAUUCGUUAAUCAAAUGAAUAAUUUCAAAUUUCCAGAUGCCAAUGAUAAUGAUAAUAGAAAACUAUUACAAAGAUAUAAAAAUAUCAAAGAAAAACAAGAAUUAAUUGAUUCAAUCGAGAACAAUAUUCAAAUUGACCAUUUAGUCGAUAUAGCUAAAGAAGUAGAUAAUGACUCAAAACUAGACCCAAAAGUACUACAGUCAUUAAUCGAUAAGUCAUCAAGAAUUUUUAUACCUGAAAUUCAAAAGGACUAUUUUAAUAACGAAGAAUACAAUUUCUGCCAUUUUUGGUCAAAUUUCGAGAUUGCAAGGUUGGAUAUAUGGGACAAUGACAUUUAUGAUCAAUAUUUUGAAUAUCUAGAUCAAAGUGGAGGUUUCUUUAAAGAAAGAUGGGGUGAUGCACCAGUUCAUACAUUGGCCUUGGGAAUGUUUUUGAAUUUAACAGAUUUACACUAUUUCAGAGAUAUUGGCUAUAAACAUACGACAUUAGGACACUGUCCAUCAAACUCAUUUGAUAAUCAUUUGCCAUAUAAAAUGAAAUUGAAAUCUGAUAACAAGUUUUUGAAUUAUGAUUUGCCCCAAAAAAAUGGCAUUGGAUGCAGAUGUAAAUGUCCCAACGAUCAUAAAGACAUUGAAAAUUCACCUGGAUCAUGUAUCAAUGAUUGGGUAAGAGUUAAUAAAGAC